Molecule: messenger RNA, 1885 nt
Organism: Aspergillus pseudonomiae
Lineage: Eukaryota; Fungi; Ascomycota; Eurotiomycetes; Eurotiales; Aspergillaceae
Product: CocE/NonD family hydrolase
Exons: 6
Coding region: 1-1824 (607 amino acids)
Molecular function (GO): dipeptidyl-peptidase activity
Source: RefSeq, a predicted model, not a curated record
AUGACGACCGAAAGGCGUGGCCCUUCUCUGUGGCGGUCUACCGUCCAGCCAGAAUCAGCAGAUCACAGCUACCGAAACCCUCAGAAAGAAACAAAAGUGUUGGCAGCGGGGUGGAAGUUGACCGAUGCACAUGCGCCUUUCCAAGUAGAUACGAUAUGGGAGAAGAAUGUAAAAAUACGAAUGAGAGACGGAUGCCAGAUCUACGUGGACAUUUUUAGGCCACAUGAUGCUCCAGCAAGUACUGUCCCAGCAUUGCUCGCCUGGAGCCCAUACGGAAAGUCUGCGUGUCAUACAGGAGGCUUUAAUCCACUAGAUAUGAUCCCUGGGCGAGUGGGGGUUCCUCAGAAUCGACUGUCUGGAUUUGAAAAGUUCGAGGCACCAGAUCCAGCCGAAUGGACAGCUAGAGGCUAUGCAAUUGUCAAUCCCGAUCCUCGAGGAACCUAUGACUCUGAAGGUGAUAUUCAUCACUUCGGAGCUAUCGAGGCUAAUGAUGGUUAUGACACCAUCGAGUAUCUUGCUGGUCUAUCGUGGUGCAACGGCAGCGUGGCUCUAGUUGGUAACUCGUGGCUGGGAAUCGCUCAGUGGUUUAUUGCCGCCACGCAGCCGCCACACUUGAAAUGCAUCGCCCCUUUGGAGGGCGCGGGAGAUCUCUAUCGCGACAUUCUCUGUCGGGGUGGUAUUCCGCAGACGCCGUUCUGGGACUUCCUUUCCGGGGUGCUUAGAGGAAGAAAUCGACAAGAGGAUGUGGUGGGCAUGCUGAAAAAAUAUCCUCUGAUGAAUGAAUACUGGGCAGACAAGCGAGCGGACAUGACCAAAAUUCAGGUGCCAGCUUACGUUCUUGCGAGUUAUUCAACGUUUCUUCACACCUUCGGUUCAUUCCGGGGUUUCACUGAAAUCCCGCACAACAAAAAAUGGCUUCGAGUUCAUCCGACUCAGGAAUGGCAUGAUCUGUAUCAAGAAUCAACCAAUCGUGAGCUCCAAAAGUUCUUCGAUUUCUAUACCAAAGGAAUAGAUAAUGGAUGGGAGGAGACCCCGAGAGCAAGAUUGUCACUCCUGCGGUACAACAAUGAACCCCUGGUUAAUCAAAUCUUCCCUGAUUGGCCAAUCCCAAGCACUUCUGAUCGUACACUCUAUCUUCACGGAGAUAACUGUUUGGCUGAAGAGUCUUCGGACACUCCUGAGACUCUGUCAUAUAUUUCCGAUGUACCGUUUCGGCAGACCGACGCUGAUUCAGAAGAAUUGUCCUUCACGCACACCUUUAAAGAUCCAUGUGCUCUUGUUGGUUCUUCUCGUGCGGUAUUGUAUUUAUCAUGCGAAGAAGGGACCGAUAUGGACGUCUUUGUUCAAAUUCGGAAAGCAGAUGUGAAUGGUAAAGUCCUGCGGAACAUCAACAUCCCCGCCGGUGAUAGGAGGAUCUGCAAUAUGCCCGAGCCUGUCGAUUUAAUCAACCCGUUGGUCUACCUGGGUCCCACUGGCUGUCUGCGUGCCAGUCACCGUGCACUAGAUCCGAAAUUGAGCAACGACUGGUGGCCGGAGCAUGAUUAUUCUACAAAGCAGCCUAUCAGACCUGGUGAAGUUGUUAAGUUGGACAUAGGACUUUGGCAAACCGGAAUAUACUUUGAGCCAGGGGAGAAGCUGAUUGUGAAAGUGGCAGGGCACAAUAUGACCCUGGCAGAGUUCCCAGACUUGCAGGGAGCCAUGGUAAAUUACAACAGAGGUAGACACGUUCUCCAUGUUGGUGGGCCUUGUCCCAGCCGGUUGAUAAUCCCCACCAUACCGGAUUUUGAAACCAAGAAUGUUAUGCCCGCUUCUAGUACGCACUGAGCCAUUGUGUCUCCAGAUUCUCGAUUUGGAUACUGAAAGAAUUUGAUAGUGCAUAUUAUCU